This is a messenger RNA of Notechis scutatus (mainland tiger snake), 2166 nucleotides long. It is a transcript of the gene TPRG1L, whose product is annotated as tumor protein p63 regulated 1 like. Gene Ontology annotation, cellular component: cytoplasm; synaptic vesicle. NCBI's taxonomy places the organism in Eukaryota, Metazoa, Chordata, Lepidosauria, Squamata, Elapidae. The record is from RefSeq and is a predicted model, not a curated record.
AAGGGGCAGAAGCAGUGAGAGUGAGAGAGAGGGAGGCCGCGGCCGGCCGCCGGCGAUGCUGCAGCUGCGGGACUCGGAGGAGGGUGCCGGGCCGGCUCUGCUGGUGCCGGCGGCCGAGGCCGACGUGCCCUUCACGCCGCCGGGAGACCUGGAGGCCUCGCUGGCGGCGGCCCGGCAGACGCUGCGCCCGCUCCUCGUCCACAACCCCACCCGGGGGGGCCGCCUGAAGGAGUACUUCGUCUUCCGGCCGGGCACCAUUGAACAGGCGGUCAAUGAGAUCCGGGUGGUUGUGAUGCCCGUGGAGGACGGGGAGGUUCAGAGCGUCUGGCUGCUGACCGAAAUCGACCACUGGAACAACGAAAAGGAGCGCCUCGUUCUGAUUACCGACCGCUCCCUCCUGAUCUGUAAAUACGACUUUAUCAGCCUUCAGUGCCUGCAAGUGACCAGGAUCUCACUCAAUGCUGUCGAUACCAUUUCCACGGGCCAGUUUGAAUUUCCUCCCAAGUCGCUCAACAAGAGGGAAGGCGUCGGGAUUCGAAUCCAGUGGGACAAACAGAGCCGGGCUUCAUUCAUCAACCGGUGGAACCCGUGGUCCAGCAACGUGCCGUACGCCACCUUCACCCAACACCCCAUGGCUGACGCCGACGAGAAGAUUGCGUCUCUCUGUCAGCUGGACAACUUCCAAACCCAGCUAGUCCAGGCCGUCAAGAAAGCCCACAGGGAGUGUCCUCUCCCGGGCCGGGCCAACGGCGUCCUGCUCCUCGAGCGACCACUCCUGAUCGAAACCUACGUGGGGCUCAUGUCUUUCAUCAACAACGAAGCCAAGCUGGGUUAUUCCAUGACCAGAGGGAAGAUCGGAUUCUGAAAAAAAAGCGGCAGUCACUGUCGCCUCCCCCCGGAAGAGUAUAGGGGAGAGUAAAACAACACCAGUCAAUUUUUUUAUUUUUUAGUCCCGGCUCGCCGAAAAUCUCACCGAUCCCUCGCAACGAGAGGCAGCCAUAGGGAGCCAUUCACCAUCAUACCGGAAAAUCACAAUCCAUUCCUUUCGGUGUGUCUCAGAUGAGAUCAUUGUUAUGUUUUCACGCAUGACUUUUCCCCUUCCCGUGUCGACAUGUAACCUAGGUUUCCUUCAUGCGGGGUGGCUAAUUCUUUCCCAUGAUUUCAAGGGAUAAUCGUUGAGAGUCGCUAAUUUUUUCUCCCCGUAAUUUCAAUUUUGGGCGGCUCGUAAGUCUCUUUUGCGUUGCAACUCAUUCUUCCCCUGUUCUGGCGAGUCAGCACACCUUACGAGUUGUCGUGGCCGGUUCUGUGUGUGUGUGCCUGGUGUUUAGAGAACUUUUCCGUAGGCAAAAUAAAAAAAGUUGCGCAAAGAACCACUUCUCACGCUGUGAAAUUCCACACAACAGCGCUCGUUUCCUGUGGGAUUCCGUGCUACGCAGGAUCACGUUUUUUUCUGCAUCAAGCAGGGUUUUUUUUUUUUUUUUAAAGGGGAAUUUUCGAUCCGCUUGAAAGAAAAGACGGUGUUUCAGUCCAAAGCAGGGUACUAAAAAAAAAAAAAAUCUACCAAAGCAUGGGUGUUGAAAGGAAGAACGUGUAGUUUUAGUUUGAAUUGUCCCAAUUUUCUCUCUCGGUUUCAAAUCCGACGCUUAACGUGGGGUGAAUCCUGAGGCGGAAACUCAAAAAAGGUGGGAAAAUUAAAAGUAUUGCUUCAUCCAGGCCCCAAAAAAAUCUUCAGAAGAGAGAGAGAGAGAAUAUUGGAAGAAAAUCUACUGCCACAUGGGGAACAAAUCAUUUUUGAAGCAUGUUUCGUUUUUUGGUGUUUGCAGUUUUAAUUUCUGCAUUCCUUAAACUGGUGUUUCUCAAACGGGGACUUGUUAAGACAUCUGCACUUCAACUCCCAGGAUUCCCCAGCCAACAUGGCUGACAGGAAUCCUGGGAGUUGAAGUCCAGACGUCUUAAAAUGGCCCAGCUUGAAAAACACUGCCUUAAAAACUACCGAGAACUGAAAUUCUGCUUUCCCAUACUCUGGUCCUCUUGAUACCUCUUUGUAAUUCGGCGUUGUCUCUGUUCACAGUGCACAAAAAGGUGGUUGCUGGGAUGACGCCAGAUAUAUGUCCUUGUUUGUGUUACAAGUUGUGUAUACUGAAGCUUAAUAAAAACAAGUCCAUA